AUGUGCCGUCAGGGCUUUGAGUACCCCUUCAACGACCUCUCUUGGUUCUUCGAUGGUGAGACGAUGGAACGCGAGUAUGAACUGAAGCUCCUGGGCAAGCCAAGUCGUUACGAUCUGCUCAAGUGUCGACAGGGCGUUGGAUCGCGGCUACCGAACAGUAGGAGCACGGUCUUGCUUCUGUUGAUGCUAGUAUGGGCUGCGAUAUCUGAUCGCAGUUAG
Messenger RNA from Dibothriocephalus latus, 219 nucleotides. The record is from the annotation of a GenBank genome assembly. Lineage: Eukaryota; Metazoa; Platyhelminthes; Cestoda; Diphyllobothriidea; Diphyllobothriidae.